Messenger RNA from Cuscuta campestris, 2912 nucleotides. The record is from the annotation of a GenBank genome assembly. Lineage: Eukaryota; Viridiplantae; Streptophyta; Magnoliopsida; Solanales; Convolvulaceae.
AACGAGUAUUGUGGUUCCUUAGAAAGAUCAACUAUCACAUGAAAUCUAAGCCUAUAAGCAUCCAAAACAGUAGUUGAUACUCCUAGUUGUUCAAACAUCAGUAAAACAACCUCAAGAAAAUCGAAGGAAUAUCCCUUAGUAGACAGUGUAGCAGCAAAACACCAGCAAUCAAAGUCAUGAAGAAUCAUUUUUUUCUUCUUCUCCCCCAUGUUGAAGAUCCAUGGGCAUAUCAAUGAGGCUGAUUGGUUUAGAUCGUUCAUAAAUCAUAUUCAAUUCCAAGAGAGUUAGGGGAGGUUUUAUUUGCUCUUCGACAUUUUGCUUACCACUCUUUGCCUCCAUUUGUAAUUCCUUCAAAGAUUUUGCACGAAGCUGGGUGGCUGGUUGGAAAGGUAAAGCAUGAGCAUUUAAAACUCCAAAAUGGUUGGGCUGUUGAGGUAGCUUGUCAAGAUGUAUCCUUAGACUCUCAUUGAGGCAGUCAGCAGUCUUCAAGUUCCGUACCUUGAGGCAAGAGCUGCUUCAUCGAUUCUUUAUCAUGGUUCCAGUGCACACAUCUACUUCUCCAAAUGAAGACACACCCCAUACAACAGAAAUUAUUUCUUCUUCAUCCAACUUAUUUAUUCCUCCUUGCCCUGAAGAGUCCAAGCCUAAAAUGGGAAUGGUGUUCAAAUCCUUGGAGGACGGAUUAAAUUUUUACAAGCAAUAUGCCUCACUGGCAGGUUUUGAUAUCCGCAAAAGCACUAAUUUGAAGGUUUCAGGUGUUGUUGUUUGGCGGUACGUUGUAUGCAAUCGUGAGGGUCAUAAACAUUUUGCACCAAUUGUUAACAAACACACUCACGAUGAUGGAGUGCCAAAGGCAAAACAGAGGAGACGCAUUUCAAAUCGUGUUGAUUGCAAGGCGCGUGUGGCGUUUAGGCUCGUGGCUGGUGUAGGGUACACCAUAUUGUCAUUCAUAGAAACGCAUAACCAUCCAAUGCUGUCCAUUCCAUCUAGACCCUUUCUGAAAGUCAACAGAAACUUAGAAAUUGGCCAUAAGAAGUUUAUGUUGAAUUGUGCAAAGGCGAACAUUGGGCCAAUGAAGUCAUAUAGAUUGUUUAAGGAAUCAGUUGGGGGCUACGAUAAUGUGGGUGCCACUGCCGUUGACUUCAAAAAUUUCAAACGGGACUUGAAGGCAUACAUUGCAGGCGCUGAUGCUCAAAUGCUCAUUGACAAACUAUUCAGAAAGAAACAAACAUGCUCUGCAUUCCACUUUGAUUAUGAUGUUGAUGAGAGUGACCAGCUAACCAGGGUAUUUUGGUGCGAUCCUAUCGCUGGGAAGAAGUUUGCAAUGUUUGGAGACGUCAUUUCGUUUGACGCAACCUUCAACACAAAUAGGUACAAAAUGGUUUUUACGCCAUUCACCAGUGUAGACAACCACCGCAGGUGUGUUACUUUUGCAGCUGGUCUGCUGCGCAGAGAAGAUGUUCCUUCAUACACGUGGUUGUUCAAUCGCUUCCUUGACGCAAUGGGUCAUGCCCCGAAAUGCAUAAUCACGGACCAAGAUGCUUCUAUGGCUAUUGCUAUUCCAGAAGUAUUCCCAAAGACAAUUCAUCGUCUCUGUAUGUGGCAUAUUACGAACAAGAUUACGGCCAAAGUUGAUAAUGAACUAGCCAAAGGUCAGGGCUUCUUGACAAGGCUUAAUUCUGUGAUAUGGAAUCAUUACCUUGAGCCCAAAGAGUGGGAAAAACAAUGGCAUGAGGUACUAGUUGACUAUGAGCUCGAAUCUGAUUCAUGGUUUUAUAAUCUAUUUGCUAUUCGUACAAGCUGGAUUCUUGCAUACUUUAGAGAUUUUUUCAUGAUUGGAUUACUACGCACAACAUCACGUUCUGAGAGCGAGAAUAGUUUUUUUGGUGACUUCAAAAAUAAGUACUUCACGCUUGUCGAGUUUUAUAUGCAAUUUGAAAGUGCUAUGGACUCUCAACGGCAUAAAACUGCAGACUUGGAUUCAGACUCAGAAGCGUGUAUCCUUGUUUACAGAACUCCGCUUGCCAUUGAGAAACAUGCAUCAUCUGUCUACACUUUGACCAUCUUCUACGAAGUACAAUCAGAGAUAUGCGCAUCAUGCUUCUCGUGUAGUGUGCUGCAAGUUGACAAGAAGGAGCAUACGUUAUUAUAUGUUGUGCAGGAUUCCCGAGGUAUGGUUUUCAACGUUGAACACUCCACCUUAGACGACUCUUUCUCCUGCACAUGCAAAUACUGGCAGCGCAUUGGUCUACUGUGUAGACACAUAUUUUUGCUAUUCAAGGUCUUGAAAAUUAAGAUGAUUCCAGAACGUUAUAUCACAAAUAGGUGGUGCAAAUCACCACUCCUAAAGCCAAUGAUUGAAGUUUCUGGUCUGGACUUCGCAUCGGAAUCAUCCCUUGACGAAAACAAAUUAAUGCUGAACCGCUUAUGGUCUAACAUUCACUCCUGUGUUGCUCUAAUUGAAAACAAUUCUGACUUAUUAUCUGCUUUCUUCAAGGUAAUCUCUGAACAAAAGGAACUUAUUGAAUCGGCUAUUGCCUCUCAUGACGUUGAUACUGGAGUACCUAAUAUCUUUGAAAAUUACUAUGGGGUGCCUGCUCCGUCAGAGAUAAAAGUGCUUCCACCUCAACCCGCGCACAACAAGGGCAGUGGUAAGCGCAUCAAGAGUGCUAAAGAGAUCCAAAUUGAGCAAAGCAAGAAGAACAAACGCAUGUGUCGAACUUGCAAAGAGCUAGGGUAUCACGACAGUAGGAAUUGUCCGAUGAAUUCUUCGGCAUAAUUAAAUCAUCUUCCUACACACAUCUUAUAAGUUUUUGUAAUGUUUUCAUCGUUCUUUAUAACGUCACAUGCCAUUUGUUUGCCCAUGACUUGUGUAUUAUUGCAAUUUUGAUUAAUAUAGUAAUUACAAAAUC